CAAAUUUAUUUCUAGUCGCUAUCGCAUUGUGUGUAAUAAAUAUUUUUAAAUUUCAGCUGCUGUACAAAGUAGGAUGUCCGAUCCGUUUGCCAUUACAUCUGAGGAACUGCAGCGUCUGCGCGACAUUUGCUUGGACCAGCUGCGCCAGGAUGAGCUCCACAAGCUGCGCAACGAUGCCAAAUUACGGGCAGUAACUAGCACUGAAAGCUACGAGGAGUUCAAGGACAUUGUGGAUGCCGCUCAUCUGCGCCCCGUCAGCAAGCAGGACAAGGCCAAUGCCAAGACCAAGAGUCGUCUGUGGAACUCGGCGGCGCGUGAGCAAUCGCCCUGAAAUGUAGUCAAUAAAGCGUAAA
Messenger RNA from Drosophila novamexicana, 353 nucleotides. Its product is annotated as coiled-coil domain-containing protein 103. The transcript has 2 exons. Gene Ontology annotation, cellular component: outer dynein arm. Bases 74 to 331 code for a protein of 85 amino acids. The record is from RefSeq and is a predicted model, not a curated record. NCBI's taxonomy places the organism in Eukaryota, Metazoa, Arthropoda, Insecta, Diptera, Drosophilidae. Gene Ontology annotation, biological process: epithelial cilium movement involved in extracellular fluid movement; determination of left/right symmetry; inner dynein arm assembly.